Aspergillus pseudoviridinutans is the source of this 274-nucleotide messenger RNA. RefSeq lists its product as uncharacterized. The annotation marks the transcript as partial. The record is from RefSeq and is a predicted model, not a curated record. The transcript has a single exon. NCBI's taxonomy places the organism in Eukaryota, Fungi, Ascomycota, Eurotiomycetes, Eurotiales, Aspergillaceae.
AUGCAAUCAUCCCGCCAAGCUCGCAUCGAAUCAGAGGAGAAGGCGCUGGAGACCUACCGAAAGCAGCGCUAUCAUGGCAGCGCUCGGGUACGCCUGGAUUGCCUUACUUUCGAAAAAGGCUUCAGUCAUUUAAUGGACGACGGCAGCAAUGCCAUGCGACUGGAGCGAAUUCUUGAGCUGCAAGGAUGCCUCCGCAUCAACCGAGAUUACCAUGUACCGGUUCUAGUGGAUGCUGCAGACUGGGGACACCGAAUUUCUCUGUGUCAGAUUGACG